This is a messenger RNA of Cimex lectularius (bed bug), 1509 nucleotides long. RefSeq names its product protein FAM50 homolog. NCBI's taxonomy places the organism in Eukaryota, Metazoa, Arthropoda, Insecta, Hemiptera, Cimicidae. The record is from RefSeq and is a predicted model, not a curated record. The transcript is spliced from 7 exons. Gene Ontology annotation, cellular component: nucleus. Bases 335 to 1363 code for a protein of 342 amino acids. Gene Ontology annotation, biological process: chromatin organization.
AAUUUACUAUCGCUCAACUGUUGGAACAAAUGAUUGAUUUAAGAUAUAAUAGAUAUCAUUUAACUUUUAUUAGUCAUUUGUUCUAAUAAUUUUCCCACAGCCAGACUAUUCAAAUUUUUGCAACCACAAAACCAGUGGGGGAAUUGGUUACAUAUUGAAACCUCUCACCGACUCACUGGGCUUAAAGCUCAAUACUUACGAGCUUUGUUUCUACUUUCUGUUCAAUUUGAAUUUAAUUCCAUUCAAUUGUUUGUUUAUUUACUGACCAAAAGGGACACUUCUCCUGGGAGUAGAUUGCAUUUCAGCUUUUCUUGAUAACACAUCUACAGAAGGUAUGGCACACUACAAAGGUGCAGCCAGCGAGGCUGGCCGAGCGAUGCAGCUCUUGAAAAAGAGGGAACAAGCGCAGAUGGAGAUAGAAUUCAGGAAGAAGAAGAUAGAAGAAGAUCUCAAGAUAUCAAAUAUUGAGAAUAAAUUUGCAGCUCAUUAUGAUGCCGUUGAGCAACAGCUAAAAACAUCAACUAUCGGACUUGUCACCCUUGAUGAGAUGAAGGCGAAACAGGAGAAUAUCGUAAAGGAAAGAGAGAGAAAACUUGCUCAAAAACAGGCUGAAAAGGAACAGGAACAACUAAGGCAGUUACAGGAAAAACAAGCAGAAAAGAAUCGUCAGAAGAAACAGAUCCUUGCACUUUCGUUCUCAUUGGAUGAAGAUGCCAAUGAAGAUGAAGAAGAGGAAGAAAAGCCUGUAAUCAAGAAAGAAAAAUCAGACAUCACCGAUGAAAUUCCAUCUAAAAGGAUACGAAAGAACCCAGAUGUAGACACGAGCUUUCUUCCAGAUAGAGAGCGAGAGGAACAAGAGACUAGAUUGAGGGAAGAACUAAGACAGGAAUGGGCAGCAAAACAGAGUUCAUUGAAAGAAGAGGACAUUGAAAUAACUUUCAGCUAUUGGGAUGGCUCAGGGCACAGAAGAACUGUUAGAAUGAAGAAAGGAAAUUCAAUAUACCAGUUUCUUCAGAGGUGCUUAGAAUCUCUGAGGAGAGAGUUUUCUGAAUUGAAGGGAGUUACAGCUGAUCAGCUUAUGUAUGUCAAAGAAGAUCUUAUUCUGCCACAACACUAUACUUUUUACGAUUUUAUUGUCACAAAGGCCAGGGGGAAAAGUGGUCCGUUGUUUAUGUUUGAUGCUCAUGAUGAUAUUAGGAUGGUGAGCGAUGCCAGUGUUGAAAAAGAAGAUUCACAUGCUGGAAAAGUUCUGCUAAGAUCUUGGUAUGAACGGAACAAACAUAUAUUUCCUGCCAGUCGCUGGGAACCAUUUGAUCCGACAAAAUCUUAUGAUAAAUAUACAAUAAAAGAUAAAAAGAAAUAAAAUAAGCUGUAAUAUUGUAUUAUAGGAAGGUUAUAUUUUGUAUAAUUGUACAUUAGUUGUUCAUAAACAACCAAAUAUUUGAAAAUCUUGGUAAAAUUAUGUUUCGUCUCAUGUAAAGCCUGUCUAAUAUAUCUUACGAACUAUGA